Messenger RNA from Scaptodrosophila lebanonensis, 945 nucleotides. RefSeq names its product protein late bloomer. The transcript has 5 exons. Gene Ontology annotation, cellular component: membrane. The coding region runs from base 114 to 770 and encodes 218 amino acids. NCBI's taxonomy places the organism in Eukaryota, Metazoa, Arthropoda, Insecta, Diptera, Drosophilidae. The record is from RefSeq and is a predicted model, not a curated record.
UUUGUUCAACAAACAAAUUACACAGGACCCUAGAGAGGGGGCUGGGGCAUUAUCGAUUGAUUGAUAGCGAAACAGGAAAAAAUAAACUCGUAUAUAUAGAAAAAUAAAUAAAUAUGGCCUGUCGCAUAACGUUUUUAAAGGCUAUACUCAUAAUACUGAAUGUGCUGCUAUCGCUAAUUGGCGUGGCAUUAAUUGCGUUGUCUGUAUUUGAGCUGAAUAACACUACUCCUGGCAGUUUCGAGCACAUCGCAGUGGUGGUGCAGAUAUUUGUUGGCUCCUUUGUGAUUCUGACUUCGUUUCUGGGCUGCUUUGCCGCUGGCCGCAUAUCGUUGGGCCUAAUUUGGAGCUAUGUCAUCUGUCUGGCCAUUCUGCUGUCCCUGCAAAUCUACAUAAUUGCCGCCGCACAUUCCACGGACUACGUGCAGCGUGCGCGCAGUGAUUAUCUGGCCUUGUGGGCCGAUCGUCGCCAUAACUCCGAGCGUCUUGCCUACAUCGAGCAGCGGUACACAUGUUGCGGCAGCACCGGACCACAGGAUUACAUACUGCUGGGCAGUGGCAUACCUCUGAACUGUUACAAGAAUUUGGAGCGGUCGAGCAGUAAUCUGUUUAGCGCCGGCUGCCUGGAGUCUGUGCAGGCACAUGCCACCGAUAAUGUGACCAAUGGCUUGAUCAUCAAGUGGCUCUUGUUCAUUGUGGAGAUGACUUCACUCGGCAUCGCCACUCACUUGGGCAUCACAGUGCGCAACAAACUGCGUCGAGAGAGAUUCUAAAAAGGGCUCUUCAUCUACUUGUAGGGCAUCCAUACCAAUAGCAAAGACCAAACACAUUACUUUUUUAUGUAUUUUACACACAGUAGUACCUAGUUCUAUAUUAUUGAUAUACUUGUAAUCGUUUAAUGCGACAUUGUUAAAGUAUUACAAAAUAAAUUGUGUGUUUCAAGAACAA